AUGAUCAAAUAUUUACUAUUUUUAAAUUUACUGCACAAUUCAAAUGUUUAUUCCAUCGAUUGCUUCAAAUGCGUAUCAAUAAAUAGUGAUUACCAACCAUGUGAAGAUCCGUUUCAUCACAAUUACACUGAGGACAUUUACAAAUCACCCUGUAUGGGUGGCAAAAAGGGCAGAGACGGACUAUUCCCGGCCACGUCUUGUGUAAAAAUCGCUGGAAUAUUUGAUGAUACUGAGGACUCCAUUGUAGUGAGAGGUUGUGCUCUAGAUAGUGGCACUUUAACGACAGAUACAGAAAUUGUACGAAUGUCACAUUGCGGAAGGUUUUACUACAAGAAUAGAUAUGUUAGAGGUUGCGUCCAAAGUUGUAAUGAUGCUGAUGGAUGUAACAAAGGAACUAUUCCACAAUGCGGCAAUCUAACUUUCCUCUUAAUUUCAUUUAUAUUAAUAAAUUUACUGGUUUUCUAA
Messenger RNA from Phyllotreta striolata, 465 nucleotides. NCBI's taxonomy places the organism in Eukaryota, Metazoa, Arthropoda, Insecta, Coleoptera, Chrysomelidae. The record is from the annotation of a GenBank genome assembly.